This is a messenger RNA of Neurospora tetraspora, 600 nucleotides long. RefSeq lists its product as uncharacterized. The transcript is spliced from 3 exons. The record is from RefSeq and is a predicted model, not a curated record. Gene Ontology annotation, molecular function: transcription cis-regulatory region binding; DNA-binding transcription activator activity, RNA polymerase II-specific. Gene Ontology annotation, cellular component: RNA polymerase II transcription regulator complex. Gene Ontology annotation, biological process: regulation of DNA-templated transcription. NCBI's taxonomy places the organism in Eukaryota, Fungi, Ascomycota, Sordariomycetes, Sordariales, Sordariaceae. The coding region runs from base 1 to 600 and encodes 199 amino acids.
AUGGAUGACUUCAACCACUUCGUCGAUAUGCCGACCUCUGAGAGCUCCAUUCGGUACAUGUAUGCGGAAUCAGAUCAAUAUCUGGACGCACACUCUUCGGGAUCUCAAAGCUCAGUUAACUCACCAUACAAUAUGGCUUCCCUAAUGGACCCCAACAUGUAUUCUGGCGUCUAUCAAGGCCUGGAGUCGGAAGAUGAGUCCUCGCAGCAACCGACCCAAGAGCAGAAGCCUAAAAGGAAACGAGAAAACCGGUAUAAGAAUGCCCCUCCGUCUGUCCUAUCGCGUCGAAGAGCCCAAAACCGCGCUUCCCAGAGAGCUUAUCGGGAACGCAAGGACCAACGGAUAAAGGACCUCGAGCAGAUGCUCAAUGAGGCCAAACAACACAACAAUACCCUUGGCCAGGCCUACGCUGCGCUCGAGGCAGAAUAUGAGGCGCUCAAAGCUUCUCAGUUCAAGGAUAUUGGUUACACAACCACCAGCAACCUGGCUUACCAGCAUCCGCCGCUGCCAACAACAAGUACGGCAAUGAGCAGCACUGGCUUUGAUCUGGACUUGUACGCGUACCCUGAGUUGAGCACCAACGGUGGAUAUCAUAUGUGA